Messenger RNA from Zophobas morio, 1694 nucleotides. RefSeq names its product probable cytochrome P450 6a19. Gene Ontology annotation, molecular function: monooxygenase activity; oxidoreductase activity, acting on paired donors, with incorporation or reduction of molecular oxygen; heme binding. The transcript is spliced from 3 exons. NCBI's taxonomy places the organism in Eukaryota, Metazoa, Arthropoda, Insecta, Coleoptera, Tenebrionidae. Bases 54 to 1610 code for a protein of 518 amino acids. The record is from RefSeq and is a predicted model, not a curated record.
GAACUGUACCUGGUGUACAGAUACAACGUGAACGUUAUAGUGUAGUGUUUCAGAUGGGUGUAUUAACCGGAAAUUGGUUACUAGACUUCUUAGGUCUGUUGACUGCAAUAAUAGCAGUUUUUCUAACAUGGGUAAAAUAUUCCCACACCUACUGGCAACGUAAAGGCAUACCAACGCCGCCUGCUGGUUUUCCAUUUGGACAUAGUAAGGGACUCUUCACCCAAUCCGAAUCAGUUGGCGAUUUUGUUUCAAAAUACUAUAAAUAUUUUAAAAACCGCCAUGAAAUGCACGGAGGACUCUAUAUGCUCUACAUGCCAGCAUAUAUACCCAUAAACUUAGACAUCAUUAAAGGCAUUCUACAAAACGACUUCGGUCAUUUCGUAGACCGAGGAAUCAUCAACGAUGAAAAGAAUGAUCCUCUAAGUGCUCACUUAUUCUCGUUGGAGGGUACCAAAUGGAGGAACCUUAGAGCAAAAUUAACUCCAACGUUUACGUCUGGAAAGAUGAAAAUGAUGUUCGAUACUUUGGUUACUUGCGGUAACCAGUUGGAAAUAGAAAUGGACAAAACUGCAGGCAAGCAAGCCGUCGACAUCAAAGAUAUGUUAGUUCGGUUCACCACUGAUAUCAUUGGAAACUGUGCCUUCGGAAUUGAUUGCAAUUCACUGAAAAAUCCAGACAAUGAAUUCAACCGAUACUUCAAAAUAUUUUUUGUGGAUACUUUUUGGGAGAAUUUGACCGGCUUCAUGCUUUUUGUAGCUCCAGGACUAGCAAAGAAACUGAAAAUUAGGAUUGUUAAACCAAAAUUGUCAAAAUUUUUCAUGAAAGUAGUUAAAGACACGGUGAAAUAUCGUGAAGAGAAUAAUAUUUAUCGAAAAGACUUCAUGCACUUAUUGUUGCAACUCAAAAACAGGGGAAAACUGGUUGAUGAUAACAGUGUACUGGGUGAAAAAGGUGACAAGAAACAAGAAGUUAAUUUAACGGUGAAUGAAAUUGCAGCUCAGUCGUUCGUAUUUUUCCUAGCUGGAUAUGAAACAUCGUCGACUACUAUGACUUUUUGUCUUUUUGAACUGGCAUCGAAUCCUGACAUUCAAGAAAAAUUGCGAAAAGAAGUUGAAGAAGUACUUGAAAAACAUAAUAAUAAAUUGACAUACGAUGCCGCUAUGGAGAUGCAUUACAUGGAACAAGUUAUUAAUGAAACAUUAAGAAAAUAUCCUCCGCUUCCAAAUUUAAAUCGUGUUUGUAAUAAAAAUUACACAGUUCCUGGAACAAACCGUGUUAUAGAAAAGGGGACUACGGUAUUGAUUCCAGUCCUGGGCAUCCAACAUGAUCCAGAGUAUUACCCAAACCCCGAAAAGUUUGAUCCAGAAAGAUUUUCGGAGGAAAAUAAGAAGAAGCGGCAUCCCUGUACUUUCCUACCGUUUGGUGAAGGUCCUCGUAUUUGUAUAGGUCUCAGAUUCGGCAUGUUACAAACAAAAGUUGGUCUCAGUGUUCUGUUGAAAAACUAUAAAUUUUCGAUCAAUUCGAAGACGCAGGUACCUCUAAAAUUAACCCCGACGUCUUUUACACUAAGUCCAGAGGGAGGAGUGUGGCUUGAUUACAUCAAACUGUAAAAUUUACCAUCACUAAUGGAACGAUACCUAAAUAACUUAACAGAUAAUCAAGAAUUUGUAAAAUACAAAUAAAGUAUAUCUUUU